AUGGCCAAACGGUCUGAGCUGGUGCUCCCGAAUCAAACAGGAAGCGUCCCAAAUCUGACCAGUGGUAAUCCAACAACUGGAGGAGGAGGAGGUGCAGGAGCAGCAACAGUAACGGCAGCAACAGCAACAGUGGCGGCGGGAGGUGUAGUCGUAUCGGGGGGAGGAGGGGGAGGAGGUGGUAGUGGAGGUGGAGGUGGUGGUGGCAGCAGCGGCGGUGGUGGUGGUAGUGGUGGUGGUGACUGCGACGAUGGGUCUGUAAUAACUGGACAUAACGCCACCGGCAUUGCAGGUGGUCAUUUAGGACAACAACAACAUCAUUCUCAUUCUGCACAACAACAACAACAACAACACAAUCAUCCUCAACACAAUCACCAUCUUCAUUCACAACAACAACAACAACAGCAAUCACAACCAUUACAUACAUUGACUACAGCAGCCUCGAGUUUACAAAUUAAGUCCGAAACAAGCAUCAAUAACAACAACAACAACAGCAGCAGCAACGGCCACAGUAAUAACGGAAAUAACAACAACAACAACAACAACAACAAUAAUAACAACAACACUAGCACUGACCAGUUGACCAUCACCACGGCGCCCGGGAGCAAAGGACUGAGCUUCUCACCCGAGCAAGUAGCUUGUGUGUGUGAAGCCCUGCAACAAAAAGGUGAUAUAGAGAGACUGGCCCGUUUCCUUUGGUCCUUACCCCCCAACGAACUGCUCAGAGGUAACGAGGCUGUUUUAAAAGCUAGAGCAACCGUGGCUUUUCAUAGGGGCAGCUUUCGGGAACUCUAUGCUAUUCUAGAAAGCCACAAUUUCGAUACUUCGAAUCACAAUUUCUUACAACAAAUGUGGUACAAAGCGCAUUAUAUGGAAGCACAAAAAAUCCGAGGGCGUCCUUUAGGAGCCGUGGAUAAAUACAGAUUACGAAGGAAAUACCCUUUACCGAAAACUAUCUGGGACGGUGAAGAAACGGUUUAUUGUUUUAAAGAAAAAUCGCGGCAGGUAUUGAAAGAUUGUUAUAAACAGAAUCGGUACCCAACUCCAGAUGAAAAACGCAGUCUGGCUAAAAAAACGGGUUUAACGUUAACACAAGUGAGUAACUGGUUUAAAAACCGACGCCAGAGAGAUCGUACGCCUCACACACAUCACCAGAACAGAAAGUAAGUCAGUUUUCAUUUAUUUCC
Molecule: messenger RNA, 1184 nt
Organism: Octopus bimaculoides (California two-spot octopus)
Lineage: Eukaryota; Metazoa; Mollusca; Cephalopoda; Octopoda; Octopodidae
Product: homeobox protein SIX3
Source: RefSeq, a predicted model, not a curated record